AUGGCUACACCAGCGGAGCCCCAUCACCUUUUCUGGACUGCAAACGGCGACCCGCGCAACUGCAUUGUGAUCGGGUAUACCUAUGCGUCCCUCAGCAAUAGCGGUCGUGACAAACCGAUAUACUAUGAGUUCAAGACCAUUCGCAAUGGGACAGAGACCGCAACCACGGGCGCUGUUGUCGCACAACUGGAUUGGUCUAUGCACGACCAACUCGGAUCAGUGACCAUACAGCAAAGACAACAAUUCAUGUCAUACAUGGCUAUGAAGGGCAAGACCGCAUCGUAUGUCAGGUCUGCGCAUCGAUUUUAA
Fomitopsis serialis is the source of this 309-nucleotide messenger RNA. RefSeq lists its product as uncharacterized. The record is from RefSeq and is a predicted model, not a curated record. The transcript has 2 exons. Lineage: Eukaryota; Fungi; Basidiomycota; Agaricomycetes; Polyporales; Fomitopsidaceae. Bases 1 to 309 code for a protein of 102 amino acids.